Molecule: messenger RNA, 564 nt
Organism: Coregonus clupeaformis (lake whitefish)
Lineage: Eukaryota; Metazoa; Chordata; Actinopteri; Salmoniformes; Salmonidae
Exons: 1
Coding region: 1-564 (187 amino acids)
Source: RefSeq, a predicted model, not a curated record
AUGGACUGCCCUACACUGAACUGCCUCACACUGGACUGCCUCACACUGGACUGCCCUAGACUGGACUGCCCUACACUGGACUGCCUCACACUGGACUGCCUCAAACUAGACUGCCCUACACUGGACUGCCCUACACUGGACUGCCUCACACUGGACUGCCUCACACUGGACUGCGUCACAUUGGACUGCCUCACACUGGACUGCCCUACACUGGACUGCCCUAUACUGAACUGCCUCACACUGGACUGCCCUACACUGGACUGCCCUACACUGGACUGCCCUACACUGGACUGCCCUACACUGAACUGCCUCACACUCGACUGCACUACACUGGACUGCUCUACACUGAACUGCCCUACACUGGACUGUCCUACAAUGGACUGCCUCACACUGGACUGCCUCACACUGGACUGCCUCACACUGGACUGCCUCAAACUAGACUGCCCUACACUGAACUGCCCUACACUGGACUGUCCUACACUGAACUUCCUCACACUGGACUGUCUCACACUGGACUGUCCUACACCGGACUGCCUUACACUGGACUGCCCUACACUGGACUAA